CGCGUGACCGGUGACAGCAGCAGCGGGACGCGCGUGCGCGUGCGGCAAUAUUCGGUUCCGUUAUUUCACCCUCAGCGAACCGAACGCACGAGCUCACGAACACACCCGGUUCGAACGGCGGAGGCUGAUCGAUCCACGCGCGAUGAGCGGCGGCGUGUACGGCGGAGAUGAAGUGGGCGCUUUGGUGUUUGAUAUCGGCUCCUUCUCCACUAGAGCAGGAUAUGCAGGAGAGGACUGUCCCAAGGCAGAUUUCCCCACUACUAUAGGAGUGAAUGCUGAGGAGGAGGGGCAAACAGACAUGGGGGCAGAGCAAGAGAGCAACAGUGGGCGGAGUUAUUACAUAGACACCACAGCCCUGCAUGUGCCGCGGGCCGGUGUAGAACUCAUCUCUCCACUGAAGAACGGCAUGAUUGAGGACUGGAACGCAUUUCAAGCCAUAAUCGACCACAUCUACAGCAAACACAUCAAAUCUGAGCCCAGUUUACACCCUGUUCUGAUGUCUGAAGCUCCUUGGAACUCACGGGCAAAGAGAGAAAAACUAACAGAACUCAUUUUCGAGCAUUACAACAUCCCCGCCUUCUUCCUGUGCAAGACCGCCGUGCUCACUGCCUUUGCUAACGGUCGAGCCACCGGCCUCGUGCUGGACAGCGGAGCCACACACACCACUGCCAUCCCAGUGCAUGAUGGGUACGUCCUGCAGCAAGGCAUCGUCAAGUCUCCUCUGGCCGGUGAUUUCAUUACGAUGCAGUGUCGGGAGUUGUUUCAGGAGAUGAACAUCGACACGGUUCCUCCGUACAUGAUCGCAACUAAGGAGCCCGUGAGGGAAGGAGCUCCGCCGCUCUGGACCAAGAAAGACAAACUGCCUCCCGUCACCAAGUCCUGGCACACGUACAUGUGCAACGAGGUGGUUCAGGAUUUCCAGGCGUCGGUGCUGCAGGUGUCUGACUCUCCCUAUGAUGAACAGGUUGCCGCACAGAUGCCGACGGUGCACUAUGAGAUGCCGAGCGGCUACAGCACAGAUUACGGAGCAGAGCGGUUACGGAUCCCUGAAGGACUGUUUGAUCCGUCCAACGUGAAGGGUCUGUCCGGUAACACAAUGCUGGGCGUCGGACACGUGGUCACUACCAGCAUCGGCAUGUGUGACAUCGACAUCCGGCCGGGUCUGUACGGCAGCGUGAUCGUGACGGGAGGAAACACGCUCCUGCAGGGCUUCACGGAGAGACUCAACAGAGAACUGUCUCAGAAAGCACCGCCGAGCAUGAGACUGAAGCUGAUCGCCUGUAACAGCUCCAUCGAGAGGAGAUUCAGCUCCUGGAUCGGAGGAUCAAUCCUGGCAUCACUAAAAGGUCCACGAGCCGAGAUUCGAACUCGGGACGCCCGCAGCGCAACGGCGCUAUGUCAGCACACUACCCACGAGGAUAUUGAUGGGGAACCUUCCAGCAGAUGUGGAUCUCAAAGCAGGAGUAUGAUGAGGGAGGAAAACAGAGCGUGGAGAGAAAAUGCCCCUGAAACACACACACACACACAUGUGCUUCAUCCUGAACUGCUGAAUGAUGUUUCUGUACAAACUACAUCACUGAUCUGAAUACAGUAUUUACAGUAACAGUGUUGUCUGCUGCCAAAAUCCAAAUAAAGAAGAAAUGCCUUCA
This is a messenger RNA of Labeo rohita (rohu), 1649 nucleotides long. It is a transcript of the gene actl6b, whose product is annotated as actin-like 6B. Gene Ontology annotation, cellular component: SWI/SNF complex; NuA4 histone acetyltransferase complex. Bases 143 to 1585 code for a protein of 480 amino acids. Gene Ontology annotation, molecular function: chromatin binding. The transcript has 15 exons. Gene Ontology annotation, biological process: regulation of transcription by RNA polymerase II; nervous system development. Lineage: Eukaryota; Metazoa; Chordata; Actinopteri; Cypriniformes; Cyprinidae. The record is from RefSeq and is a predicted model, not a curated record.